AGUGCUUGCUAGCCGUCGACAACAGCGGGUCGUGCUCUUGAUUUCUGUAUGAUUUUAUGCGAUUUUCCGGGAGAUCUGGAGUUCCCCCUCUUCGAAAAGACGUACAUCAAACUCUCAGAAUUUUAGCCUCAUUUCAACACUACCUGUGUUCUUGUUGCCUUGACAUCCUCGGAAAAAGUCUCUACCAUGCCAUUUACUCAUACAUUUCAAUUGCCCAUUGAGCACACUGAUAGUAAGCAAGUCUUAGUCGAGACACCUGUCACACUCCACAUCGAAAGCGAUUGGGGCAUGUUUGAGUUGAUGAGCGCAACUGCCUCCCUUAAGCGCAUCCCGUGGAAACCUCUUCCCCCAAAGACGACGCUAACCGACACAAUUGUCAAGUGGGACAAUGGCACUCACAACGUUGGUCGCGUGACAAUAUACUUCUAUGUCGUCAAUGAUGGGUCCCCGAUCUCUUUCUGCACUUCUCGUGGAAUGGAUCCUCCUCAUAUAGCAUACGUCUUCAUAGGGGACUUCCAAUAUAACAACAUCUACGGACCCAACGUGCCCAUGUGCUGGAGCAGGGUGCCAUUGAAGAGUUCCCCGAUGGGCGAGGAACGAACAGCAAACGAACGUCGUUGAAUAUGACCUGAAGAGCCCACCUUCUGACGAGCUACUUUUUUCACUUAUUCCUGAGUUGGCCAUGUAUGAUACGUGGGAGAUGUGAGAACUACGUUGUUGAUUUUUUGUAAAGUUUCUAGGCAACGAGAUGUAUUCGCGGCGAAGAGUUUGAAGUACUUCGUGGCAUUCAUUUUGUCCAUUUUCUUGGGGGCGUCCAGACCCUUAGGUUAGGGGCCGCCCGACAAAGUAAGCCGGUGCACCAGUGGUCGGCAGCUGCGAGGACCCUGUGCUUGUUGAUUGUG
Suillus paluster is the source of this 902-nucleotide messenger RNA. RefSeq lists its product as uncharacterized. The coding region runs from base 187 to 621 and encodes 144 amino acids. The transcript has 6 exons. The record is from RefSeq and is a predicted model, not a curated record. NCBI's taxonomy places the organism in Eukaryota, Fungi, Basidiomycota, Agaricomycetes, Boletales, Suillaceae.